AUGGCCACGCCAAUGCAGGCCCGAAGGGAAAAAACCGCUCAGCUUUAUGAGGAUCCCCAUAACCCACACCUCUACCUUGAACGAGCCUGCCUCCAUGAACAGCUUGGCUUCCCCGAUUUGGCCGCCGCCGACGCUUACCGCGCACUCUCAUUGUUGGAAUCGGUGAUAGACCCUGAUGGGUGUGAAUUUCAUGCGAAACGCAAGGUCGAGACCACUCUUGAAAACACCAGCACUCCUGCAGAGAAAAAGUCCACAGGGAAUGGAAGCGAGAAAGAUGAGAAAGAUGAAAAUGAAGACGACGAGGAAGAUGAAGAUGAAGAUGAAGAUUCAAGAACUGUCCCAGUCACGCAGGAGGAGUACAAUACAUUGAUUGGAGAGGUAUAUGCUGUCCUGGUGUGUAGUCUGGUCCGUUGUGGCUGCUACCGCGAUGCUUAUGAGUUUGGCGUUCGCGGCAUCAGCCUGCUUGGGGACCUAGAUGCAGACAAGGUCAAUUCUACCACCACAUCCGCUGUCUUGCAUGAUCAGAUGAACCACGUGAAGAAGGUUUAUCAAGCUCGUGCCAAGUUCAACAACGAUGUGCAUGUGAACUUAGAUUCUAUUGACCCUGCCGUCCUUCCGGCCCAGGGCUUUGCUCGCCGCGUUCUGUAUCCCUGGAAUGAGCAUGAGCCAGACCGCUGCGCUCCGGAGGAAUUAGAAUUUCUUAACCAGCGCCUAGCGGAUGUGGCCCCAAAAUGUGAAGUCCGCGCUGUGGCGUUACCGGCUCUUCAUAGCGCCUCUACAGAUGACGAGACCGAGGUCUCGGUUCAACUGGGUCUCUUCGCCAAAGAGGAUAUUGCGCCCGACGAAAUCAUUCUACGCGAGUCGUCGCUUCUGACGGCAACAAAUCGUCUCCAUGACGAUCUAUGCGAUGCCUGUAAUGCGCCUCUGCCUGACCUCUCAGCUCCCGAACCCCCAGUCGCGUGCGAGGAAGGCUGUGCAGAUACUAUCUUUUGUACCCAGGCGUGUCAUGACACUGCGCAGAGGGUCUACCACGGCGCAAUCUGUGGCCUCGAAGAUGGCCUGCAAUCUAUUGGCAAAGAUAUUCCUGACCCGAAGGAUAAGGCAGACUACUUGUAUUUGCUUUUGGUUGCCCGUGCGCUAGCCAUGUCUGCGACACAAGAUAUCCACGCUCUAGACCUACCCGAAGUCAAGUACAUCUGGGGUGAUUUUCAUGACUUUGAUAUCGAAAAAUCUGGUUCUGAAGUGGCCACCCUGCCCUUCUCCUUCCAACUCAACAUCCUACAGCCAAUGCGUUUCCUCGAAGAAAUGGAAAUCGAUCCAUAUGAGUCGCUCCCCCGUUAUGACACCUGGGUUUUGAAUACCUUGUAUGCUAAAUUCCGGGGCACCGCAUCUGGUCGGUUGUCAACGUGGGACGGUGGUCCUGAGCUGUGUGCCGUGCACCCACUUUGGUGUUUGGCAAACCACUCCUGUGACCCCAAUGUCCGAUGGGAAUGGGGCGGAGAGAUUACUUUCCGAGCGCGGAAUAACGAGGAGACCGCUCUCUGGACAAGGCCUGGAGCCGAUGGGAGUGUGGAGAUGAAGGAUGCCAAGAACGGGGGUAUUCCAAAGAACGCUGAAAUCUUGAACCACUACUGUGACAUUGCGUUGCCGGUUCAGCAGCGCAGAGAGUGGGCGUGCGGUGCUUUGGGUGGAAACUGUCGGUGUGAUCGAUGUGCUUGGGAGGCACACGAGUGUUAG
Penicillium verhagenii is the source of this 1737-nucleotide messenger RNA. RefSeq names its product putative MYND domain protein. Gene Ontology annotation, molecular function: protein binding. The coding region runs from base 1 to 1737 and encodes 578 amino acids. Gene Ontology annotation, cellular component: nucleus. The transcript has a single exon. The record is from RefSeq and is a predicted model, not a curated record. Lineage: Eukaryota; Fungi; Ascomycota; Eurotiomycetes; Eurotiales; Aspergillaceae.